CUCUUUGGGUUUCGACUCCUUUCUCCUCUAGCAGUUUCUUACCGCCAUGUCGGAAACCGCUCCAGCUGAGACGGCCGCCCCUGCGCCGGUGGAGAAGUCCCCGGCUAAGAAGAAAGCAACUAAGAAGGCGGCGGGCGCGGCUAAGCGCAAGGCGACAGGGCCCCCUGUCUCAGAGCUGAUCACAAAGGCUGUGGCCGCCUCUAAGGAGCGCAAUGGCCUUUCUUUGGCGGCGCUUAAGAAAGCGCUGGCAGCUGGGGGCUACGACGUGGAGAAGAACAACAGCCGCAUCAAGCUUGGUCUUAAGAGCUUGGUGAGCAAGGGCACCUUGGUGCAGACGAAGGGCACCGGCGCUUCCGGCUCCUUCAAGCUCAACAAGAAGGCGGCCUCUGGGGAAGUCAAGCCCAAGGCCAAGAAAGCGGGCGCAACCAAAGCGAAGAAGCCCGCGGGGGCCACCCCGAAGAAGCCCAAGAAAGCUGCUGGGGCGAAAAAGGCAGUGAAGAGGACUCCCAAAAAAGCUAAGAAGCCCGCGGCGGCUGGCGUCAAGAAAGUGGCGAAGAGCCCCAAGAAGGCCAAGGCAGCUGCCAAGCCGAAGAAGGCGGCCAAAAGCCCUGCCAAGCCUAAAGCAGUCAAGCCGAAGGCGGCCAAGCCGAAAGCGGCCAAGCCCAAAGCAGCAAAGCCUAAAGCUGCUAAGGCUAAGAAGGCGGCCCCCAAGAAGAAGUAGGAAGUUGGCGUGUAAGCCCGCAACCAAAGCCCCAAAGGCUCUUUUCAGAGC
Carlito syrichta (Philippine tarsier) is the source of this 772-nucleotide messenger RNA. It is a transcript of the gene H1-5, whose product is annotated as histone H1.5. Gene Ontology annotation, biological process: nucleosome assembly. Gene Ontology annotation, molecular function: DNA binding; structural constituent of chromatin. The record is from RefSeq and is a predicted model, not a curated record. The transcript has a single exon. Gene Ontology annotation, cellular component: nucleosome. Bases 47 to 721 code for a protein of 224 amino acids. Lineage: Eukaryota; Metazoa; Chordata; Mammalia; Primates; Tarsiidae.